CAGCCUUGCUAAUGUUCUCCAGGCCCUUUUACCGUAGAGGACUAGGACUGAGAUGGUAAAAAAGAACGUCGGCCAUCAUGAUGGUUAUUUCUUUUCGAACUGGGAUCUGCAGCCAUGAGUACCCUGAGGCUUCAGAAACGCUUGGCCGCAAGCGUGUUAAAAUGUGGCAAAAAAAAGAUAUGGCUUGACCCAAAUGAAUCAUCUGAAAUUGCUAAUGCUAAUUCACGCCAAAAUAUCAGAAAACUGAUUAAGGAUGGCUUAAUUAUAAAAAAACCUCAGGUUGUACACAGUCGUGCAAGAACCAGAGCAAAUUUAGAAGCCAAAAGGAAGGGUCGACAUAAGGGAUUUGGUAAACGUCAUGGUACGGCCAAUGCUCGUAUGCCAGAAAAAGUUAUUUGGAUGAACAGAAUGAGAGUUCUCCGAAGACUUUUAAGAAAAUACAGGGAGCAAAAAAAAAUUGACCAGCACUUAUAUCAUGAAUUAUACAUGAAAGCUAAAGGUAAUGGUUUCAAAAAUAAGCGUGUUCUGAUGGAAUACAUUCAUCGCAAGAAGGCUGAAAAGAAGAGAAGCAAGGAACUCAGUGACCAAGCCGAAGCCCGUCGUAACAAAGUUAAAGCUGCCCGCCUUCGACGUGAAGAGAGACAAGCCCAGAAACGUGCUGAAAUUUUACAAGCAUACGCAAAGGAAGAUAGCGCAACGACCACCACGUCGUAAAUUAUUUCCUCGAAAUAUAAUUGUAAAUUCA
This is a messenger RNA of Hydractinia symbiolongicarpus, 745 nucleotides long. RefSeq names its product 60S ribosomal protein L19-like. Gene Ontology annotation, biological process: translation. Lineage: Eukaryota; Metazoa; Cnidaria; Hydrozoa; Anthoathecata; Hydractiniidae. Gene Ontology annotation, cellular component: cytosolic large ribosomal subunit; ribosome. The transcript has 4 exons. Gene Ontology annotation, molecular function: RNA binding; structural constituent of ribosome. The record is from RefSeq and is a predicted model, not a curated record. Bases 115 to 714 code for a protein of 199 amino acids.